Messenger RNA from Melampsora larici-populina 98AG31, 1275 nucleotides. RefSeq lists its product as uncharacterized. Bases 1 to 1275 code for a protein of 424 amino acids. The record is from RefSeq and is a predicted model, not a curated record. NCBI's taxonomy places the organism in Eukaryota, Fungi, Basidiomycota, Pucciniomycetes, Pucciniales, Melampsoraceae. The transcript is spliced from 9 exons.
AUGCCAUCGGAAUUCGAAGAUGUCUUAACAAAUCAACCUAUUGUCAUCGAUAAUGGAUCUGGUACAAUAAAAGCAGGUUUCGCAGGUCAAGACCAUCCGAAAUGUUUUUUUCCAUCCUAUGUAGGACGUCCAAAACAUGUAAGAGUGAUGGCAGGUUCAAUAGAAGGUGAAAUGUUCAUAGGCAAAAAGGCACAAGAAUUAAAAGGUUUACUUAAAAUUAAUUAUCCAAUCGAACAUGGAAUUGUAAAUGAUUGGGAUGAUAUGGAACGGAUUUGGAGUUAUGUUUAUCAAACUGAAUUAGAAACUGCAUCUGAAGAACAUCCUGUUUUACUUACUGAAGCUCCACUUAAUCCUUCACAUAAUCGAGACCAAGCAGCACAGAUCUUUUUCGAAACUUUUAACGUACCAGCACUUUUCACAUCAGUUCAAGCUGUUCUCUCACUGUAUGCAUCAGGAAGGACAACAGGAAUAGUAUUAGAUUCAGGUGAUGGAGUCACUCAUUCAGUACCAGUUUAUGAAGGUUUUUCAAUCCCACAUUCGAUUAGAAGGAUCGACUUAGCUGGUCGUGAUAUAACAAAUCAAUUACAACUUUUAUUACGUAAAUCGGGUUAUAAUUUCUUAACAAGUUCUGAAAAAGAAAUUGUAAGAAUUAUGAAGGAAAAAACAUGUUAUGUUGCACUGAAUCCGAUCAAGGAAGAAAAAGAUCAUCAUCAUGUUGUUGGAGCGGGUGGGGGUGGUGGAGGUGCUGGCGGAGGAGGUGGCGGCGCUGGUGGGGGUGGCGGCGCUGGAGCUGGUGGGAUUGGUGCUAGUGGUGGUGGUGGGGCUGGAGGUGGUGGUGGGACUAGUGGUAGUGGUGGUGCGGGAUUAGGUAGAGGAGAAGAUUUCAAACUACCUGAUGGUAGUGUAGUACGCCUUGGACCCGAAAGGUUUAGAUCAACUGAAAUUUUGUUCAAUCCAGAAUUAAUUGGAGAGGAAUAUAUGGGCAUCCAUCAAGUAGUAGUAGAUUCGAUUAAUCGUACAGAUCUAGAUUUAAGAAAACAUUUAUUUCAUAAUAUCAUCUUAAGUGGUGGGACUACUCUUUGUAAAGGAUUUGGUGAUAGAUUAUUAUUUGAGAUUAAAAAAUUAGCUAUGAAAGAUGUCAAAAUCAAAAUUUAUGCUCCUCCUGAAAGAAAAUAUUCGACUUGGAUUGGUGGUAGUAUCUUGGCUGGUUUGAAUACUUUCAAAAAGAUGUGGGUCUCAGCAGAAGAAUAUCAAGAAGAUCCAGAUAUUAGUUAG